AUGCUGCUCAGAGAAUUACGAGCCUGUGCUGAGUGUGCCUUAAAGCCGCGCACGACAAACUUGGAUCGAAUUUCGAAAACUACCAGGGAAUUGUUGAAAGGAAGAAGGGCUUUGAGGCUUGAUCCGAAUGUAUCGCACUUUAAGCGGUUAGUAGCAAACACUAGUUGCUCAAAAGCGUUGCAGGGGGAUUAUUUUAUUUUAUUAUUAUUUUAUUUUUCAAAAUACGGACAGAAGAAGGUUCUGGAAGCAGCACAAAGAAGAACGAGUCUAGAGAAGUGCCGCAGGGAUCUCCGCGAAUACCAUAUUUUGCUAGGAGCCUUGCUGAGCGAAGACGGGACUCGCACGUCUUCUCGUCGUGAAAUGGAAGUCGUUACGGAGAGGUUCUACUCGAACCUUUCCCCUUCAUCAACUCCUGUGUCAAGCCCGAUCAUCCCCAUUGGUGAAGCUCCACCAUGGAUUCUCCCUUCGGAAUUACGAGUCGCUAUCAAGAGCAUGAAACCUGGCACAGCCCCCGGACCUGAUUUUUUAUCAGCAGAUUUCCUUCAGGCUAGUGAUCAUCCAAUUCAUGUAAUCUUAGCAGCGCACAUGACAUCCUACCUUCAGAAAGAAAGGAAGACAUCGCGAACUGUUCUUAUCCAUAAGAAAGGUGACCGAGAGGACCAUCGGUACUACCGUCCGAUAUGCUUGCUGAGCGUGUUAUACAAAGUAUUCACCAGGAUCAUCCUCACGCGCAUAUCUAGGACGCUGAAGCCCAGCCUUAAGAACAAGCUGGAUUCCGCCAGGGGUUCGGCUGCUUGGGCCACAUCUCGACCGUGUCGAGGGUCAUAG
This is a messenger RNA of Necator americanus (New World hookworm), 828 nucleotides long. RefSeq lists its product as uncharacterized. Bases 1 to 828 code for a protein of 275 amino acids. The transcript has a single exon. The record is from RefSeq and is a predicted model, not a curated record. NCBI's taxonomy places the organism in Eukaryota, Metazoa, Nematoda, Chromadorea, Rhabditida, Ancylostomatidae.